AUGACCUUUGAGGCCUUCAAACUGAAAAGCCUCUCUGAACAAGUCCGCAACGACUUUAUUAGAGAAGCUGGGGAAAGGUUGCAGGAAUUACUGGUUAGAGAAGCAGAGGAAAAGGCCAAAAGAGAAGAAGAAGAUAAGGCUCGUCUGGAAGAAGAGCAAAAGGUUAGAGAAGCUGCAGAGAAGGCUGUUGCGGCUAUUUCUGAAGCUGAGGCAAAAGCAAAAGCUGAUGCUGAAGAGGCAGCACGCAUAGCUGCAGAAGAAGCUGCAAAGGCAAGCAAUGAUGCUUUGGCUCAGGGGGAGCAAUCAAACUCUGAUUUUGCUCUUCUGGUAAUGAAGACUCUGGAAGAGCUGCAGAAGGAACAACAAAUUGUGAGAGCAAGAUUGUAUCAACAGGACUCCGUCAAAAACAAUAUUCAGAACCUGUUGACUCAGCUGCUCCAAAGGAUGCCUCCGCCUCCAAACCCUUAG
Molecule: messenger RNA, 468 nt
Organism: Lathyrus oleraceus (garden pea)
Lineage: Eukaryota; Viridiplantae; Streptophyta; Magnoliopsida; Fabales; Fabaceae
Exons: 1
Coding region: 1-468 (155 amino acids)
Cellular component (GO): peroxisome
Source: RefSeq, a predicted model, not a curated record